AUGGAUCCCACUGUAAAACACCAAAAGAUAGAUGAUGAAGAGUGGAGAUAUAUAAAAGCAGAAAGUGACCAGAUUCCAUACAGGCAAGCCAUAGGUAGCUUAUUAUACCUUGCUUGCGGAACACGUCCUGAUAUUACAUUUAGUGCAACCUAUAUGAGACAGUUUAAUGAGAGGUCAUCUGAAUUUCACUGGAGAAGUGUUAAACAUCUUUUCCGCUAUCUUAAAGAGCCCAAGCAUCUAUCCUUUACAUUCAGAAAGACAAAAAGAGCCCUUGAAACAUUCUCUGAUGCUGACUGUGGUACUGAAAAGGUCGACAGAAAGUCUUUCAGUGGAUAUGUUCUUAUCUUAGGUGGUGCUGCAAUAUCUUGGUGCAGUAAGAAGUAG
Stegodyphus dumicola is the source of this 384-nucleotide messenger RNA. RefSeq lists its product as uncharacterized. NCBI's taxonomy places the organism in Eukaryota, Metazoa, Arthropoda, Arachnida, Araneae, Eresidae. The record is from RefSeq and is a predicted model, not a curated record.